AAAACAUUUUGCAUUGUUUAGGUUCAACAUUUACGAACAAUAACCUAAUUCAUCCCAAUCCCUUGCACCGCGCUUCAUUGCUUUGAAGCUUCAGGUUAAACGAAAAUUGGUAUAUGCAUUUUGAGGUUAUGUAAAAGAGGAAUCUUGAAGACAAGAGAUUUGAGAGGGGUUAAAUACAAUUGAUAGAGGCUUUUGAGGUGAGUUCAGUGAGGUUUCCUAAAAGAUGAAUCUUGAAGGAAAAAACUUUGGGAGGGGAAGUAGGGAACUUGGCGGUGGUCACGAUCUCGUAAGCCAAUAUAAGCUUUGGCCGUUCUACAAACAAUUCUGCAAGAGGUCGCUUCCAUUGUCGGAGACACGUUAUCUUCGCAACGUGGUGGGCGACACUAAAAUCAAGAAGGGAGAAGGAAUGGAACUUGAUCAGCUGUGUAAAAACACCUAUACAAAUGAGAAAAAACCUUGCUUUUCUCCGUUUGACUUGAAUGUACUAAGCAAAGCUUUCCGUCUGAAAGAAACGGAUCCAAGUCACAUUUCUUCUGUCAAGAAGGUGCUACCAAACGCAGUGAUGAACCCGGCACACGAAUCUAGAGAGACCGAAAGAAAGAACAAAAAGGACAAGAAAUAUAGGAAGCACAAACUAGUUCAAAUUAAAAAUGGAAGUUGUGUUGCUAAUAACACAACUAUACACACUGAUUCUCAUCCCUCACAAUUGAAGAAUCAACAAGACAAGAAAAGAAGGGCUGAGGCAAGCUACGACCCUUCUACUAGCAAGCGAUUAAAUACUAGACAAUGAAGCAGAAUCAGAAUUUAGAUAUUAAUGUAUAAUCAUUUUAGAAGCCGACACUAAACUUUAUUUUUGGUAAAGUUAACAUUUAUGAUUCUUUUUAAUCAAAUGAUAGUAGGUUUAUGAUAUAACUAAAUGUAAAGUUAGACUAAUUGAAAUUUCAUCUAUUUAAAAAUGUUUUAAAGCGAUGACCCUGGGUUUGAACCCACAAUAUGGUUCUUAUUUGUA
Messenger RNA from Lathyrus oleraceus (garden pea), 1009 nucleotides. RefSeq names its product probable mediator of RNA polymerase II transcription subunit 19b. Gene Ontology annotation, molecular function: transcription coregulator activity; transcription factor binding. Gene Ontology annotation, cellular component: mediator complex. The transcript is spliced from 5 exons. Gene Ontology annotation, biological process: positive regulation of transcription by RNA polymerase II. The coding region runs from base 224 to 790 and encodes 188 amino acids. Lineage: Eukaryota; Viridiplantae; Streptophyta; Magnoliopsida; Fabales; Fabaceae. The record is from RefSeq and is a predicted model, not a curated record.